AUUCUUCAUAGACAACAGUCAAGUUUUGAAAAUGUUUCGUCUAGUAGCCUUAUUCGCACUCGUUAGCCUGGCCUGUGGUGCCGCUAUGCCUGAUGACUUAGAUGGACGCAUUGUUAAUGGUGUAGACACCACCAUUUCUCAGCACCCUUAUCAGGUGUCAUUGCAAACUGUCAGCGGUUCACACUUCUGCGGUGGUUGGGGCACUAAAUGCUAUCUUACCUGCUUGAGUUUGCCGACAACAUUGCAAGAGGUCUCCGUCGAUAUUGUGGAUCAGCUUGAUUGCGCUUCUAGCCAGUACAAAUAUGGUACAUCAAUUUUGGACACCAUGGUAUGUGCUUUUGCUUUGAACAAGGAUGCUUGCCAAGGUGAUUCUGGUGGUCCACUGGUUGCUAACAAUGAAUUGGUCGGUGUGGUGUCUUGGGGUAAUGGCUGUGCCAGAUCUGCUUAUCCUGGUGUAUAUUCUGAUGUGGCUUCCCUCUAUUCAUGGAUUGUGGCAGCUACUGAAUAAAUUCAAAUAUUUUCUUUGAAAUAACAGCAAAUAAAAAAWAACUACUAGCAUAAAAUGUAUAAAA
This is a messenger RNA of Bactrocera latifrons, 572 nucleotides long. RefSeq names its product trypsin-like. NCBI's taxonomy places the organism in Eukaryota, Metazoa, Arthropoda, Insecta, Diptera, Tephritidae. The record is from RefSeq and is a predicted model, not a curated record. The transcript has 2 exons. Gene Ontology annotation, molecular function: serine-type endopeptidase activity. Gene Ontology annotation, biological process: proteolysis. Bases 32 to 508 code for a protein of 158 amino acids.